Haliotis rufescens (red abalone) is the source of this 4755-nucleotide messenger RNA. RefSeq names its product indole-3-acetaldehyde oxidase-like. The coding region runs from base 100 to 4092 and encodes 1330 amino acids. The transcript has 35 exons. Lineage: Eukaryota; Metazoa; Mollusca; Gastropoda; Lepetellida; Haliotidae. Gene Ontology annotation, molecular function: oxidoreductase activity; FAD binding; 2 iron, 2 sulfur cluster binding. The record is from RefSeq and is a predicted model, not a curated record.
CACAUGCAGGUCAUGUGACUAGGAUGCAGCUGCGCACUGGCUACUCAGAACAAGUAUUAAGAACAGAACAGUGAAGGAGCGGCAGCAGAUGCAGCAGACAUGUCGACAACGUCGCUGGGGAACUUUGUGCAGUGCCCGGUGUGCAGGACAAGCCACGUCCCCACCAACGGAGCACUGAAGGAUGGCGUCUAUGCUUCUACUUGUGAAAACUGUGGCCACUUCUUCAAGUUCAAGGCCACAGGUCCUCUCAAGUCCUCUGUUACCUUCACCAUCAAUGGGAUUUCCUACACAGUUGGCAACCAGUAUGCCGCAGCUCUGUCCCUGAAUGAGUUCAUGAGGUCCCAGGGUGUGUCCUAUGGCACCAAGGUGAUGUGUAUGGAGGGAGGGUGUGGCGUGUGUCUCGUCACUACCACACUGUAUGAUCCCAUCACAAAGGCCGUGCAGACCUACACAGUCAACUCGUGCCUGAUGCCUCUCUACACCUGUGACGGUAUGCAAGUGACAACCAUCGAGGGUUUGGGCAACCCCUGGGAUGGCCUACACCCGUUACAAGACCGUCUGGCACAGUACAAUGGCGCUCAGUGUGGCUUCUGUAGCCCCGGCCAUGUCAUGAAUAUGUAUGGAAUGCUUAAGAGAACACCAAACCCAACCAUGCAGCAAGUAGAAAAUGCCUUUGAUGCAACCAUCUGCCGAUGUACAGGGUAUCGCUCGAUUCUGGAUGCCAUGAAGUCCUUUGCCUCAGACGCCCCACCAAGCCUACCUGGCGGUACUAUUGACAUUGAGGAACUGGACAAGAAGAUAUGCAGCAAAACCGGGAAGACCUGCACUGGACGCUGUUCCUCUGAGGGACAGACCGACCCGGAGCACGUCCCCCUCCACAUUGUGCUGCAGGGGUCACAGUGGUACAAACCCACCACCAGACAGCAGCUGUACGCCCUCCUCGGCCAACACAAGGGAGACAAGUACAGACUCGUGUUCGGAAAUUCAGGAUCCGGUGUGUAUAAAGAAAUUGGCCCAUGGAUGUAUGAUGUCCUCAUUGACCUGCGUGGAAUUCAAGAAUUUUACAGCAUUUCUGAGGACUCCUCCAAAGUGAUGUUUGGUCCUUGCAUCUCUCUGACCAACAUGAUGGAGGUGUUUGAGAAAAACAGCACCAACCCUGGUUUGUCCUACUUCCGAGAUUUCGCCAGCCACGUGGCCAACAUUGCUAACACUGGAGUCAGGAAUUUGGGCAGCUGGGCCGGUAACCUGAUGCUGAAGAACCUGCACACUGAGUUCCCGUCUGAUGUCUUCACCAUGUUCGAGACAGUCGGAGCAACUCUGUUCAUCGGAUCAAGUGAUGGCACAGAGAAGUCAUACAGUCUUAUUGACUUCCUGAACCUCGACAUGAAGGGCAAGGUCAUCCUGUCUGUGACACUUCCAACAUUCCCAUCAGGAGACGUGUAUGUCAAGACCUUCAGGGUUACCCCCAGACACCAGAAUGGCCACGCCUAUGUGACAGCAGGCUUCAGGUUGCAGCUGAACAGGAACAACAACUUCACUCUCAAGACAAAACCAUCCCUGGUGUAUGGAGGCAUCAACAAGACACUGGUUCAUGCAAGCAAUACGGAGGCGUUUCUGCAGGGCAAACAUCUGGGAGAUCCUUCAGUUCUUAAAGCUGCAAUAGCCAGUCUGUCCGCCGAGCUGAUCCCAGACACUACAGCCGGUUUAUCGAGUCCAGCCUACAGAAAGAACUUGGCCAUCUGCCUGUUCUACAAGUGUGUGCUCGGCAUGUGUGGUGAGAAAGCAGGAUCAAGAUUCCAGAGUGGAGGCACCAACUUGAUGCGGCCCGUGUCAUCCGGCACUCAGACAUAUGACAGUCGUAAAGAUGAAUACCCCUUGACUCAACCUAUGACAAAAGCGGAUGCAACCUUAAUGACUUCAGGUCGGGUCCAGUACGUUGCGGACAUACCUCCUGCUCCAAAUGAAGUGGCUGCAUCAUUCGUCAUCAGCAGUGUUGGCAACGCCGAGAUCGACACUGUCGACACCUCUGCAGCCCUGUCCUACCCGGGAGUGCUUAAGUAUAUAUCUGCAGAUGAUAUAGGGACAAACCGGAACAAUUUCAGGGAACCAUCUGCCGGUGGUGUUGAAGAGCUGUUCUGCAGUGGACAGGUUCUGUACAGUGGACAGCCAAUUGGUCUCAUCGUGGCAGUGGACAAACCAUCAGCAGACACAGCAGCCAGCAUGGUGAAAGUUACCUACAAGAACGUCCAGCCUCCCAUCAUUACAAUGGAAGAGGCCAUUCAGAAGAAUUCCAUAUUUCCAAAUGUUGCCAAAGAAUUAAAAGUUGGUGAUGCUGCAGCUGCAAUAGCGGGAUCUGAUAAACAGAUAACUGGCACCAUCAAGAUGAAACAGCAGUACCAUUUCCACCUGGAAACACAGUUCUGCCUGGGCUACCCAGCAGAGGAUGGGGUAGGUGUACAUCUCCACUCCGCGACACAGUGGUCAGAUGGUGUUCAACAGGCCGUAGCUAGAUUACUUAACAUCAAGGAUAGCAGUGUAAGCGUGGAGGUCAAGCGUCUUGGAGGAUCUUUUGGAGGAAGGAUAACACGAGCGAACAUGACGGCGUGUGCCGCUGCUCUCGCCACUCAGAUCAUGAAAAGACCAGUCCGCCUGGCGAUGAACUUCCACACCAACAUGAAGACAGUUGGGAAACGUAUUCCCUAUCUGGCGAAUUACACAAUUGGGAUCAACAAUGAUGGGAAACUUCAAGGGAUCCAACUUACAGCCCAUGCUGACUGUGGAAUAUCACCCAAUGACAACCGCUUUGCUUUAUUUCCUCGAUAUAUGGACAAUGCAUACUACUGUCCAGCAUGGGAUUUCAAACCUGUAGCUCUAAAGACAAAUCUCCCAACCAACACUCCUUGCCGGUCGCCAGCAUGCGUUCCAUCAAUGUUCAUCAUGGAAACGAUGAUGGAUCACGCCGCCAAAGUCUUGAACAUGGAUCCGCUUACAUUCAGGAAGCUGAACCUGUUCAACAAAGGCCAGACCGCUGUCAGUGGAUUGGUUCUUAAGUACUGCAACAUCAAGGAAAUUGUCACUCAGCUGGAGACGUCAGCCGAUGUCAAGGCUAGAAAACAACUGGUUGCAGCAUUCAACCAGGCCAACAGAUGGAAGAAGAAGGGCAUUGAGGUGAUGCCUCUCCGCUGGAACCUGAACUACACACACGUCGACUACAACGUCUACCUGACUGUCUACCAUGGAGAUGGGUCCGUGGCCCUCUCUCUCGGUGGAGUUGAUGUCGGACAGGGAUUGAACAUAAAGAUGAUGCAAAUUUGUGCCUUUGAGCUGGGUAUCCCUAUUGACACGAUCAAGAUUAAACCAACGACCACCCUGGCCAACUCUAACUCGUUCACUACUGGAGGUAGCCACACGACUGAAGUGAAUGCUUUGGGAGUCGUGCAGUGUUGUCAGCAGUUGAAGACCCGGAUAGCUCCGGUCAAAGCCAAGAUGGUCAACCCUACCUGGCAACAGCUUGUUGCUCAGUGCUACAAACAAGGGGUGGAUCUGUCAGCCAGAAGCUCAACAAAUCCAACAGGAGACUUCUGUAACUACAACACCUGCGGUGCAGUAUGCACAGAGGUUGAGGUAGACAUCCUGACCGGGGAGAACCAGAUCACCAGAGUGGACAUCCUGUAUGACUGUGGAGAUAGUAUGAACCCGGACAUUGACAUUGGCCAAGCUGAGGGUGGGUUUGUGAUGGGUCUGGGCUACUGGAUGACCGAACAGAUGAUCUUUGACCCCACGACUGGCACAGCCCUGACUGAUGGCACAUGGGAAUACAAGCCUCCAAUGGGAAAGGACAUUCCUAUCGAUUUCCGUAUUCAGUUCCUGAAGAAUGCACCCAACCCACUCGGAGUCCUGGGAUCGAAAACUGUGGGUGAGCCGCCCGUGUGCAUGGCUUCAUCAGCGUUGUUUGCAGUGAAACACGCCAUCGAGGCUGCCAGAAAGGAUAUGUCACAGGACACUUUCUUCCCUCUCGAUGGCCCUGCAACAGUGGAGAUGAUUCAGACAGCCUGUCAACUUGACAACUCCCAGUUGGUAUAUGGGACCUAGGUCAACCAGACUCAGCCCAACAGGGCAUAGAUCAGCGUUGGAGCUUAAAGAAACAAACAGGGUUGAAAUAUCGCUUGAAGUAAUCAACUCGUAUUGGCUAUUGAUUUUCCUUCAGUGAUCACACUAUGUAAAUGUGUUUACGUAUGACAAUGGACUGGUUCUUUGAUAUUGAUCAAACCAAAUCAAACUGCUGUUACAGUAAAGCAUUGCUAACCAAAACCUCGUGAUAGUAGAAUUUCUGUCCUCACUCUUACAACACACAGGUAUGUAAGGAAGACUUGAAAAAGGGUUUAGCACAUCUCACUGAUACCCAUGUGUAACCUUCACAGAGUAUAAUAACUAAUAACAUGUAUUAAUCAGGUCAAUGUUAAUGUUAUUCAACGAUGUGUUGUAUGUUAUAGAAAAUCGACACAAAAAAACACUAGCCUCAACCCAUGCUUCGUUAAUCCGGACAUCUGUUAAUCAGGACAAUAUCACCGGGAACGACACUGUUCUGAUAUUUACUGUGCAUAUAUUUUGCUAUAUGGUUCUUUCUAUGUAAAUUAGUAUUUUAAUGUAUUACAUGAGGAAGAGAAUUUAUGGAUGUCACCUUCUUUAUUAUGAGGAAAUACAACGUUUUGGAGUAUAUGCUCACUCCCCCAUCAGGUGAAAGAAUACCUGUAA